Messenger RNA from Pteropus alecto (black flying fox), 2925 nucleotides. RefSeq names its product chromosome unknown C12orf73 homolog (gene CUNH12orf73). Gene Ontology annotation, cellular component: mitochondrion. Lineage: Eukaryota; Metazoa; Chordata; Mammalia; Chiroptera; Pteropodidae. The transcript is spliced from 3 exons. Bases 1412 to 1615 code for a protein of 67 amino acids. The record is from RefSeq and is a predicted model, not a curated record. Gene Ontology annotation, biological process: mitochondrial respiratory chain complex III assembly.
GUUUUCACUCAGGAAGAGUUACAGUUGGGUAGCAAGGAUCUCCAUCUCUUUGGGGUGCUGCCAGUUCUGGGUCUGCCAGCUCCAUUCAUAACCUCAGCAGACCAAGGACCUCUACUUAGUUUUAUCUCGCAAAAGGAAGUGUUUCCUAGAAGAGUUGUUGGAGAGCAGGACAUUGAACUUGGAAAUGGCAAAGCAGUCACAGCAAAGUGGCUCCUGUCUCAUCAGUGUCUCUCUCAAACAGAAUCUGAGUCUGGAAGACAAACUUGUUCCACGUGUGAGCCUUGCGUACCAGAGCUUGGGGGAACCUAGAAGAAAUGUCUUUGCCAAAUUAUGUCUCUACUUCAAAGACACCUUGUAUGAUAGGACAACAAAAGAAGGGACAAGUCACUUCACCUUGUCUCUUUUCGUCACAAUUCUCCCUCUUAACCAGAUAAGCUUGCUUAAAGUGGUUGCCCAGGGAAGGAGGUGACGUGGAGGGAUUAGAGGCACAAAGAAUCUUUUUGGGUUAACUAUAUAUAAUUGAAAAUAAAUUUAAAAAAGAAAAAGGCAUCCCAAAAAAAACCUUGGGUGGCGGAUAUGUUCAUUAUUUUGGUUGUAAGAAUAGUUACACAGGUGUACACGUCAAACCAUCAAAUUGUGUGUUUUAAAUAUGUGGUUUAUUUUGUGUCAAAUGUACCUCCAUAAGUGUUUAAAAAGUGUAUCACGAUUCAUGUUAUACGUGCAACCAUACACCUUCAGAAUUCAGUCUUGCAUUAACUUUUUGCUUAUCAAAAAUCAACCCAUAACCAAAGCACAAUCUAAAAAUGGAUUAAGUAGUCCAUUUCUGGUUUCCUUUUUUCCAGUAGCGCCAAAACACAAAGGCAUAGCUGUCUUGAUGCGGCUGUUUCAGGUAUCAAAGGAUGCCUGGCACAAGGAAGGACAAAUGAUGCAAUAAUCCAGCCAAGAGCCGAUCCCACAAUUCGACAUCUGCCAGGGAAAUCCUACUCUAGGGAGAGUGAUGAGCGCGACAAAAGCUCAGGGCUGGGAAAAGACCGGUAAUCAGUGAAAAAAAAGACUGGAUCCGGCCCUAAGUCCCACUUCCGCCCAGGUCACAUGCCCGCGCCGGCAGUGCCCCUGCUUUUUCGUCCGGCGCUGCCUUCCACCCCUAAACUUUCGGUCCCGCCCGCUGGCUGUCUGCUCUGGCUCCUGGGCACACCUCCUCGUGCACUUCCUCCCGCACUCUGACCCGCGGCCGAGCGCUUGUGCCCUCCGCGGUAUAGUCUCUCCCUGUAGGGCCAGUGGGAACGGGGUCUGCCAUACUCUAACCAAGAGUUUGAAGGGGCGUGGGAAAACCACGCGCGGUUGGCCUUCUGCUUUCUACUCAAGAGCUGUCUUUAAAUUCUGAAGGCUCAACCCCUGACACCCACCGACCAUGCCCGCGGGCGUGCCCUGGACCACCUACGUGAAAAUGGUCACAGCCAGCCUCUUGGCCAUGUUCGCAGGGGCUGAAGUGGUGCACAGAUACUACCGGCCGGACCUGACAAUACCUGAAAUUCCACCAAAGCCUGGAGAACUCAAAACAGAGCUUUUGGGACUGAAGGAGAGACAACACAAACCUCAAAUUUCUCAGCAAUAGAAACCUCAAAAUACAACUUUGCCAAGAACUCUGUAAAUAAUGUCUUAAAUAUAUAUUUUUGAAAUUUAUUGUAAAAGUAGCAUUGACAAUGAGUGCUUAUGGUGCUAAGUUAAUGUUUUUCUAAAGAUUGGAAAGUACUGUUAACAAAUUAAGUUGAAAUAUUUAAAGUUUGAAGUUCAUUUGGAAUUGUAUACAUAAAAUUAUAAUAAUUGUGACUUAGACUGUCACAAUUUCUUUACCUCCAAAUUUGAGAAAUCAUGUUUUUUCUUAUGAAAUAUAUUUAAAGAUAACUGGAAAACUUAAAUGAGCAUGUCAUGGGUUGAAUUGUGUCUCCCACCCCGCUCCCUGCCCAGUACAGGUGAAUGUAACCUUAUUUGGGAAUAGGGUCUUUGCAAGUGGAACCGAGUUAAGAUGAGGUCAUUAGGGUGGGCUCUGAUCCAAUACGAAUGGUGUCUUUAAAAGAAGAGGAAAAUGCCAUUUAAAGACAGAGAGAACGCCAUGUGACAACAGAGGCAAAGACUGGAGUGAUGCAGCGAAUGGCCGGGCAACACCAAGGAUCAAAGGCGACCACCAGAAGCUAGGAAGAGGCAAGGAAGGACUCUGUCCAGAGUCUCAGGUUAUGGCCCUGCUGACACCUGGACUUCAGACUUCUGGCUUCCAGAAUUGUGAGAGAAUAAAUUUCUGUUUUCUUAAGCUACCCAGUUUGUGGUACUUUCUUGUGGCAGCCCCAGGAAACUGAUAUAAACAUUUCAACUUUUCUGAGUCUAAAUACAGAACAAAAGUAAUUUAUAGAACAGUUAGCUUUCUGUUCAGGGCUAUUUUUUUUUUUUUCAAUAGAAUUCUGCAUUCUUAAAGAUAAUGUCUAGGCUUACUACUUAGCUAGUUAGCAAAUUGCAACAUAACAGAUCUUUGGGAUCAGAAUUGAAAUCUUAAAUAUUAAAUUCCUAAAUGCAAGCAAAACGCUUUUGUUUUACUCUGUAGUAAAUACCCUUUUCAAUUUAAUAGUAUAAAGCAACUAAAUGAAAUGGCUUAUUUCCAGCCUUAUAUAUAAGCUCUUUCCUGCUCCUAUGUCAUUUGGUACCUUAUCAUAUGCUUCCAGCACAAAGAAGAUCUCCACUUGUUAGUGACAAAUGCGCAGUAGCCCUAGGGAAAGGGCUGGGAGAUUGUGUUUUUCAUUGAGACUGCUUGCUCUUUGCUGAUAUUUCAUUUCCUGUGAUCUUGCACAUGAGCUGUUCCUUCUCUAGAUCUAAUUUCAUAGCUACUAUUAAUUGAAUACUUUUUUUCUUGAAAUAAAUUGUAUACUUUACAAA